AUGGCACCCCAGGCAUCGCCAAAAAUAGCCUUGCAAAGAUCCUCCCACUUCCAGACACCCCCGGCAGCCCAUGGACGGUCUACGGCGUCGCUCGGCAGCCAAGGCCCUUCGACGCUGACCACCCAGUCGAAUACACCCAAUGCGAUGCGACAUCUCAGACCCAGAGGACACCCAAUCGAAACUCUCAAAUCUCCACGAUGCAUCGCCAAAAAUAGCCUUGCAAAGAUCCUCCCACUUCCAGACACCCCCGGCAGCCCAUGGACGGUCUACGGCGUCGCUCGGCAGCCAAGGCCCUUCGACGCUGACCACCCAGUCGAAUACACCCAAUGCGAUGCGACAUCUCAGACCCAGAGGACACCCAAUCGAAACUCUCAAAUCUCCACGAUGUUACCCAUGUUUUCUACGAUACAUGGGCUAGUAGAUCCACCGAAGUCGAAACAAUGUUUUAAUGGUGCGACCACCUGUGAUGGAAAUUGGGAAGAAGGUUGGAGGAGACAAGGUGAAGAGCGAGAGAGAAUAAAAUUUGUGGAAGAGUUAGUGGUGGUGAUCAGGAGUGUUCACCCUACCCUACGGGUAGAAAAUAUUGUCUUUCGUCUUCCUACCUGA
Messenger RNA from Ilex paraguariensis (yerba mate), 606 nucleotides. The record is from the annotation of a GenBank genome assembly. NCBI's taxonomy places the organism in Eukaryota, Viridiplantae, Streptophyta, Magnoliopsida, Aquifoliales, Aquifoliaceae.